Molecule: messenger RNA, 3726 nt
Organism: Symbiodinium sp. CCMP2456
Lineage: Eukaryota; Dinophyceae; Suessiales; Symbiodiniaceae
Source: the annotation of a GenBank genome assembly
AUGGUUCCUUCCCGCUUCAGCUUUAUCUUCGUCCUGGGCUUCCAGCUCAGCGCAGUCUGGGCAAGCAAGGCCCUGGAGCUCCUGACCGAGGAGGAGAACGAGUUGACCCAGAGGAGACUCGAUUUUGCGGCAUGGUGUGAGAAGGAGGUGGCCACGCAGGAGAAGCAGAGGCAAGAGCUCAUAAAGCUGCAGGGCAGCUUCAAUGCAGAGGAUUCAGAAGAUGAGUCGUUCGAUGUGCCCUCCUUGCUCAGCACAGCGAAACAGCUGCAGCUAAUGCAGCAAGGGAAGGUCGCAGAGUCUCCAUCCCAUAGCAAUCUCGACGUGGCGGUGCAGUGCCUCGCAGAGCUUGAGUCCGAGCUCGUAGCUCGAUCCUCGAGCUGGGCAUUCGGGGGCGAGAAGCAGAGCCUCCAGGCCGUCCGGAAGGUGCUCGGCGACGCGCGGGAGCAGAAGGCAAUGUCUUUGAGCCAGCAGCCGAAUCUCACGGGUGUGCUGCCUCCAGCACAGCUGGAAAUGCUCAAGGCGAGACAGCUUCAGGCAGCAGAGGCCCAGGCACUUCAUCGCGCCAAAAGCCUUGCAGCACGCAGUGGACGCCAGGUGUUGGAUGCAGCAGUGGUGCAAACGAAUGCAGCUCUCUCCGAUGCUGCUGGCAUUUGUGGCCUCGGGCGCACGGUGAUGAACCGCACAGAAAGUGCAGGGAAAAAGCUGGUGAAGCAAGCCUUGGAGCUGAUCGGCAAAGCCGAGGGCGCGGCGGAAGCAUUGACCAGCUCUCAAGCCGUUCAGGCGACCAGCGCCACGGUGAAACCCCACGGAACGGAUGCUACGGCUUCCUCAGAUGAGGGCCAUGCGCAAGUGACAUCAUCACAACUCGCUCACCUACUGGAGGUGUCCCAGGAGUUGCAGCAACAGCAGCAGCAAAUGCAGCAACAGAUGGCGGAGCUGAGGCAGCUGCAGGCGGAAGCUUCGCACCACAUCGCGACGGAUGUGCAGAUGCCACCUGCAGCUGUAAGUGCCGUCAAGACAAAGCCUCAAGAGCCGGUGCUCCCAGUACCAGAGGCGAAGAGCUCAGGACAAGCCACGGUAUCCACAGCACCAGCCCAGCUCGCUGCCAAGACCUCCAUGUCCCUUGCAGCGGAGGUUGCACAGGAGAGCAAGCUGGAAGCAGAGUCUGAGGAGAAAGCUCCCGAGCUGCCUGCUCCUGCGCACGGCAGAGCCAGGACAAAGCAUCAUGCUUUGGAGCCACAACACCAUGAAGUCCAUGAAGCGCAGGCCAGCGAAGACGAGGAUCUUCCCAAGAUGCAAGCACCCAAGGACUUCCCUGCCGCUUUGCGGGGCGGCUGGCAGGGCUUGCUGGCUAAGAAGCGUGCGGAAAGCAAGAAGAAGCCUUCAAAGCCUGACGAUGCCCUGGGAAUCAUGGAGCUGAUGCAAACGCCGAAGACGUACACUGCUUGGCAACCAGAUCAGGGCGUGGCCGCAACUGCUGUGAAGGCCAAGGACGAUCUGUUAGCAGCAGAGAAGGCCCUCGAUGAUGAUGACGAGGGUGAGAAGGAGAUCCCCGCCAAGAAGGAUGUCCGAGCCUUCCACCCGGAUCGCGCUUCCAUGACCGACCCUUUGGCCUUCUUCCAGUUCGGUUCUGAAAUCAGGCGCCCGGCUCUAUCGGCACCAAAGGAGGACAACCUUGUUGCGAUGCUGCUUCGGAAGUUCGCUCUGGCAACCAACAGCACGUUGCUCAUGGAGCUUUCCCAAGACGAGCUAAGCAAAGAGAGCCUCCAAUCUUUGCUGCACAAGUUGGAGACAGAGUCCCCAGAUGCGGUUGAUGCUCAAGAUUCAGAGCUCCGAAAAAUGUGCGAGGCGUACGAGCAAGAGUCUUCCAAGAGCAUGGAAGAGGAACUCUCCAAUGAGGUGCACAAUCACUACACGGCAGCCAAGGCUCGGGAGGAGAAGAAGGUGCUACAGCGAGAGCUUCAAGCCCGUGAGCAUCUCUUAUCGGCCUUCGGACGUACUUCUCACCGGCUGAUGACUGCGAAGCAGCUGAUACAAAGUGGUGCUGCCUCAGACAAGCAGAGGUUCCAGCAGCUCAACCAAGAAGUGCAGAAGCUUGGGCAAAGCCCGUCACACACCGAGCUGCAGAUCCUCAUGAGCAGCUUUGACAACCUGGUCCAGCAGGAGGAGCAGGAACUGACUGAUGCCGUGGUCACGGCGGUCUCGCGCCAAGAGCAAGCCGAGUCCCGUGACCAGCACGAGCUGGAAGAUCUCAAAGCCAAGAUGCUGAAGCUGGACUCGUAUGCGCAGACACCAGCUCUGGGAUUGCAAGCACUGGUUGAGCACCUGAAGCCUGUUUGGCAUAUCCUCGUGCCGUACAACUUGCUGAGUGUCUUGUUCACUCUGGCUGUGCAGCUCUACGGGCCCUUCCUGCGGUCGAUGGUCGAAUGCGCGGAGCAGGUGAAGCCUGGUGCAAAAUUCAGCGGCUCUACUCACUGCGGCAACUCUCACUAUGUCCUUUCUGUGGCACAAGCACAAGAGGGCAGGUUAGUUGCAAUGAAGCUCUUGGUGCAUGCCUUUGCGGGCCCAUUGCUUGCACUGUUGGCGGACAGUAUGGGGCGUCGCCCUAUCUUGCUGCUGGGGUUGACAGGCUUUCUGACAGCAUUCCUUUUGUUCGCUUUGGUGGCGUUUCUUCCAUCGCUGCAUGGGUCUAGCAGCGCAAUAUCACUUUGCUUCUUCCUGGAGGGUGCUACGAGUGCCUUUGACGUCGUGUUUUUGUCCAUGCUUGCAGACACAGCGAAGUCACCUGCAGCUCGCGUCACAUCAUUCUCCCUCUACUAUGCCACAGGAGCCUUCGGCAACGCCAUUGCCAUCGGCAUGUUCGUGGAAGAGAUGAGCUGGGAAGUGAAGGAUUUCGGUUUCACAUGGGCCUCCAUGUCCCUUGCGAUGGCGAUGCUCAUCCUGUACGUACUGGCCUAUGUUCCAGAGACGCUCCCGUCCGCGAUGCUUUUGAAGUCGAAGCACUCGAAGCUGAAAGCUCCACACGUACAGCUCAUGGGACAGGCAAUAGAGCAAAUACAGUUCCUGGCAUCCAGUCGCUUUCUCCAGAUAUGGUUGCUGGCCGUGCUUCUAAAGUCUUCGGCAUCAGGACUGUCAAGUAUCAAUGCCUCAUUCACUCUGGCUGUAUAUGGCUGGAAACCUGGAGAAUGGCAAGCCUGGAUAUGGCCCUCCGAGAUCAUCUCUAUGAGUAGUUUGGGUAUUUUGGGACCUUGGGCUGGCCGAAAGAAGGCUGAGGCAGUCAUUUCUGUCACGGCGCUAGUGUCGGUAGCAGCUCACGUUCUGCAGAUGCUGGCACCGUUCCACGCUUUGGCGCUCCUUGGACCCCACUUCAUUGCCGGCAUCCUGGCGUUUGUGCGGCCAGUUUCAGCUGCGUACCUCAGCGGGCGAUUCCCGGCUUCUCAGCAAGCCAAAGUGCAAGCAAUCGCCCAUCUCAGCCACAACUGCGGCAUCUCCCUGUCCAUGGCGAUCUUCUCAUCGCCCCAGCUCUUCAGGCCUCAGGCUCGCGGCUGGGAUGCAGCUCGGCCAUUCUUGUUCGCCGGCAUCCUGUCCACGAUCGGCAAUCUAACGAAGAUGUUUCUGGUGCAGCAAGCCCAACGCACAGGGUGGAUGGCUGUUCAACAAGAACUUGAAAUGGCAAUGCCUGAACGUACGCAGUCCCCUCGUUCAAGCGAGGCACGUGAAGUUUGA